Messenger RNA from Dunckerocampus dactyliophorus (ringed pipefish), 3929 nucleotides. RefSeq lists its product as uncharacterized. The transcript has 6 exons. The record is from RefSeq and is a predicted model, not a curated record. The coding region runs from base 457 to 2250 and encodes 597 amino acids. Lineage: Eukaryota; Metazoa; Chordata; Actinopteri; Syngnathiformes; Syngnathidae.
CGUCUGCUUCAGUGUUCCACAUCUCUGGAACGUUGCUGUGCGCUGUCUCUCCACCCAUCACUGGUGACAUAAAUGUCUGCUCGAGUAGACUUUGUGGACAUAUUUUGGACAUUUUGAAGGGCAAGAAGUAGUGAGGGGAUCUUGGGAAGCUGGUCCGUGGCUGUGAGGAUUAUGCCGGAGUGUGUGCCGGGUGGCAGCAAGGCAUGUUUGAGAAGAAGCUUGGGGAAUGUGGAAUUACUAUCCUAGCAUCGGAAGGGAGGCUACUCUUCUUGGGUGAGAGCAUGGGAACUAACUGGAACAUGCCCAAAGAGGAUGACACUUCAUGUUUCUUUUCAUUAGCAGAUGUCAAAUUAAUGGCAGACGUGAUUCACGCAAACGUUUCUGAUGCUGUGACAUCAGCUCUCAAUAAUAUACCGUAAAGGACCGUGUUGUGUCAAGCCUCACGUUUGCUUCUCAAUGUCUCAGUCAAGCAAUCCACUGGACAGUCAGGCCUUGCUGCAGUCCAUGCUGGAGCGACUCAAGCUCCAGCAUGGGAGAGAGAGGCAGACGGGCCCCACAUGGGGGACAGGUGCAGCGGGACCCAUCCAAAACCAUCAGAGAAUAAGCGACAGCAUUACAAACGGGUAUGAAUUUGAUGUCCCUGCAGAAAGAUUUGGUGUGCCGUCUGUGGAUAGUAAUUACAGCCACAAAGACGGAGAGAGACUGCAGUCGGUUGGUGGCUUUCAACAGUACAGAGGUCACUUUCCCCUCCCAUUCCAGAAAGACAACAUCAGCGUAAACAUGGUGGAGAACACUACCCUGCCUCGGAUCUUUAAUGCUUCAUCAGGACUACCCCAGAGGCCUGAUGGUGGGGCACAGUGGGACAACAUAAAUGGACAUAAAGACGUAACCACUGGACAGGACCAGGGGUUUAAAGGCAACACUUAUGACUGGUCAUGGGGGAGCACAGCUUUUACCACGGACAGUCAAGAGAAUAAAGGCUUUCACGCUGGAAAUGGACUGUAUGGGAGUUUGUCUAAAUGGAGAGACACGGAUAUCAUGCCCAAUAAAGGGGGCAUUGCGAUGGCGAGACAGAAACAACGAUCAUCUGAAAGCAAAGCGAGGCGAUGGACUGAGAAAAUCAAGGAGAGAUGGAAGGAGAGGCCUGGCAGCAAGAAGGGAAAGGGAGAGUUCAAAGACAGGAUGGAUGAACAAAGUUCAACGCUAAACCACCUGAUCAUCACAUCAAAUCAGGACGCAGGAGAGAGCCUCUCAUGGCGAGACAGCAGUGAAAGCCCGUUUACGCAAUCGGAGGACGACACGAUUGACGCAUUUAUCAGAUCAAGCGACGACUUUCAGUUCGGCUUCAGCUCCAUCAAUCUACUAGAGGAGAUCGUCUCGGGUCAAGAGUGGGCCAAGUUUCUGAAGCCCGCCCUCUCAGCUUCCUCAGCCAAUCAGAGUCCACCGGAGGAGACACUCAGCAGCCUCACAACAAUGUCUAAUAAUGACGGCCUGGCCGCUUUUGCUCCGCACCGAUCGGGAGGUUUGAACAGGCAGUGGAGCUUCAGGGGCAGCGAGUCAUUGCCGGUUUAUAACUUCCCUGCCGGCAGGAACGUUCCAGAAUCACCGGACAGCACUGGUCACGCCGAGGUUGAUCAAUCAGAACCAAUGGACCAAGGACAAAGGCUGAAGGAGAGUGGACCGGUACAAGCCAGAACUUCCUAUGUGGAGCGUGCAGACAUUCUGGAAGACUCUCUGCCAAUCAGCAGAGUCAGCAGGAAGAGACAAUAUCACUCAGCAGCGACGUCUCAAAUGGGCUGGACACAAGGUGGACAGAGAGAGGGGGUCAUGUCUUCACCAAGCAGCCAUGCAAUGGAUGACGUCCAGGAGGAUCUCACCACGCCCUUCCUCAGGCCAAAUGGAACCCUGGUUCCCCCCCUCACUUCUCCCUGUGCUCCUACACCGACACGAGGUGUGCUCAGACACUCAGCAUUCCAGAAUGUGGAUUCCUCACGAGAAAGCAAAAGGAGGCGAGUCGAGCCCAACCGGAGGGUUCAUUUUGCAGAGAAGGUGGAGGAGAUACCGCCAGUCCAACUGGAUCCGGAGGCUACUGAUUCCGAGGAGGACUACGGCACAGAGGCAGGCUCCGUCACAGAGGAGGACGACUACGAGGCGUCAGAGGAAAUGAAGGAGGUGCCCGCGCGCCGACCUGCUCUUCCUGCUUGGAUACUGGCCCUGAAGAGGAAGAACACAGGCAGGAAACGCAGAUAGUCACUGCGCUAAUGAAAUCUGUCUUUUGUAUGUUUAUUUAUAUAUGCAAUACGUACUGUAUAUACAAUAUAUAAUAUAUACUGUAUUACCUUACAGCAGUGCACACAGAUGUUAAUAUUGAAUUAUCCACAUGGACGUUUAGUGUUGGCAUCAGCUACUAAAUCAGUGUUCACUCUGGAUUCGGACCCAUUUACCCAUCAGCAAAUCGAAUGGCCUAACUGUGCCAACCCUCCAGAACCGUGAAUGGGUCAGAGCAGAACCUCAGAGGAGAUUUGGGGAUGGCAGAUCAUGUUAAGAAUGAGCAACGGAAGGUGUUUUCUAACAGUGAAAAUGAAAAUACUGUUUCCUAUAAUGAAGUGUCGGAAUGAAUUAAAAGUAUUUUUUUUACACUGACUUUUGAGUUAGAGCGGUUUAACUGCUUUUUUUCUCUCAGCUGCCUAUGCUACCAUUUGUACAGCGACACCUGCUUAUGUAUUAAAAAUGAACAGCAGAAUUGGCAAAAUAGCCGACAUUUUUGUCUUAUUUCAUUAAAACACUUGGAAAUUUCACCGAAAAUGACGCACAUGUUCAGACAUUUUUUUAGUUGCUCAAAAUAUUUAAUCAUUGUUCAUACGUAAAUAGAACUGCAAAGUAUUUGUGAUGUACUGUACUAUUCAAAUAAACAUUGGAAAUAUUAUCAUUUUAGAUAAAAAGAAUUAAUUGUAUAAAAAUAUAGAAAUAUUAAUAGAAAAAAAUAUUGAUUUUAAUAGUACAUUGUGUAUAUUUAACUAUAUAAUUGUAACUAAUUAUACUGAUUAUAACUAAAUAAUUUGUCAAUAACUGCGUCACCGUUAACACUACCAAGUUUAGAAUGGGCAGAACAAAAGGUUAUCUUUAAAUAAACAUAAAUCCAUUAUGUGCGCCAUCAAACAAUACAGAAAAAAACUCAAAAUAAACAAUAAACAUCACGAUAACCUAGCAUAGCACCGGUGAUCACAUGACGCACUCACGUGAUGCCACCAUAGCACCUCCUUGGCAACAGAUUUGUGCAAAUUUUCCAUACAAAGUCUUUGGUCUUGUUUCUCAGGAGCAGCAGGCUCGCCAAGCCUCGCCAGUGCAGACUUUGGCAUAUUUUGGGACAAAACCAAAACCCAAUAAAAAAAUCAAAAAUCAAACCGUCAUGCCAGCAUCAGAGUGAUAUUUUGAGCCACACCUCACAACGCAGGAACAAAAUCGUGCGGCACGCCUGUCAGGUCUGAUCAAUUCCGAUAUGAUUACCUGUUGGCGCUGAUUGGCUGGGAGACAUCACAUGGUCCUAUUGCUUUACAGUACAUGUGAAACACAGCCUGUUUAUUGAUAUUAAUAUUAAUAUCAAUAUUAAUAUCGCAUUCAAGAGGAAGCACUGAAGGAGUUUGAGUACUUUAUUGCACGGCCAUUUCCAUUACAUGCAUGAUAUCGAUUGUUGUGAUCAAAUUAGUGCAUUAAACCUUGUGGCUAACUGCUGUCAAUUCCUCUGGGGCCUGCCUUCACAGUCACUAUCUACGCUAAAGCACCAUCAGGGCCAUAAGGAGGCUCUUAUGCUGAUCUAAUAGUGACGCGCUGAAAGGGUUUCAAUGCUCAGUGUGUGUUUAGCAAAGAUAAUCGCAUUAUGAUCUCAAAUGAAACUGUGGAUGUGAGAAAUAAACAGAAAUCCAAUCCAU